UUAAUUGCUUCGUUAAAGGUUGCAAAUUUCCAUCGGCUUCACCAUACGUUUAGAUCCGUUACUCUGUUAAACGUAUUUUACUCUGCUAGAUGGCAGCAACAGUCGUCUUAUUAUUCAGUUUCGUUGUAUGCGUUCUAGGUAAAGGUCCAGAAAGUUCGUGCGCUUUAGAAGAUCGAAUUUAUCGGCAUGGAGAAUCUGUAAAAACUCAAUCACCAUGCGAUAAUUGCUUCUGUUUCAAGGGUUCCAUCAUUUGUUGGAGCACCGAUUGCCCCACGCAUCCUGAUAAAAUUCAAUGUAGGCCCGUUUAUUUGAAAGGCGUGUGCUGUCCUAUUUACGAAUGUCCGAUAUCUUCCAUUGGAAAAAAUUCCUCGUCUGAAGAGAAACCCGCAACUUCUGACCAAACUCGAGAUUCUACUGAUACACCUUCUUACUGUUUAGUGGACGGAACAGUCUACAAAAAAGGCCAAGUGAUUUCCUCGGCCACCGGUCCGUGCAUUCUAUGUCGUUGCGGUUCCAACGGUCAAAUCUCGUGUCAGUCCCGUCCCUGCCCGUCCGAGAUCAAAUCCCCGGAUGCCGGGAUCCAUUUGUCUUCCGACGUCAUCAAAAUCAAGGCAGCUAGACAUAGAAGAAACAUCUAUUAAUUUAUAUGUACUCAUUAAAAAAAUAUAUUAUCGUCUAUUUUAUUACCGAACGUAAAAUAACAAAUAAUAAUAAUAUUAUUAAUAGUAAAUCCAAAUCGCAUUGUGUAUUUUCUUCGAGGUGAACAAUGACCGCCGGAAACAAUUACCGCUUGACGUCAUAUUAAUCGCACCUUCCCAUAAUCCUUUCGGAAGUAAAGGAAGUGGAAUGAACGUGUUACUCCGGAAGUCGUCUGUGAUGAUAAUGGAAAGGUGCAUCCUCGCCAAACAGCAGUAAAGCCACGGUAAUUAGUAUAUAUUAUUAAGAUUUCCAAUAGAAA
Centruroides sculpturatus (bark scorpion) is the source of this 958-nucleotide messenger RNA. RefSeq names its product protein kinase C-binding protein NELL2-like. The transcript has 4 exons. Lineage: Eukaryota; Metazoa; Arthropoda; Arachnida; Scorpiones; Buthidae. The record is from RefSeq and is a predicted model, not a curated record. Gene Ontology annotation, molecular function: protein binding. Bases 90 to 641 code for a protein of 183 amino acids.